UAGCUUGAAGAUUAUAUGUUGAUAUAUAAGUUUGUAUCAUGUUUUUAAUACGCAAAUGUUCGUAACUUAACGAUUAUGUUAGUUUCUGGAAUCGAAUUCAGGAUCUCUGACUUAAAACUUCUUCAACGUCACUUAGCUCACCAACUUAAUUAUCUACCUUUGUGAGACAAAGUUUAUAUCAUUUUAUUUGUGUGAUAGUAGUUUAAUGCUUAUGAGAUUGAUGUAGUGGCUAAAGAAACAAACAUAAAAGUUUGAAGAAUUGUUUUUGAAAGGUGAAAGUUUGUUAUGUUAAUGUCAUGCAUGAGGAAUAAUAUGGUUGGCAUGAUUCAAUGUCAAUGCCUAGAAUCUAGAAAAAAGAUGCAAAAGCAUUGCAUAAAACACUCUUUCCUUUUUAAAACUAUAAUGAUGUUGCUUCUUCAAGCAUCCAUUUUUAAUUGUUAUAGUACUAUAUGAAAAGAAGAGAAAAAUGUUGCCUUGAUCAUUUCUUCAAAUAUUUCAAUAAUUGAAAGAAUAAUUUGAAAAAUGACAUCAUAUAUUAUACACAUAAGAGAAGUUUAUUAUUAUGGUAGGAAAAUAUUAACAGGUAAAGUUGUCGGGAGAUAUUUUUAAUUUUUUUGAUGUGUUUUAUUCAAAUGUGGUCCAAAGUAUUGGAAGGAGACAAAUUAUACUAAAAGGAAGUAGAUGCCAUCAUUUUGUGCCAAUGCUUUAAGAAUCAAUUAGACUAUUAAUAUCCAUGUGCUUCCAUAGAAUCAUUCUAUUUUCUAUAUAAACAACUUUUCAUUAAUCAAUUCUAUAUUCUCUUAGAAUUUUCCUCAUUUAAGCUUAAAUGUGUUUCAAGGUAAACUUGGGACAAAGAAGAAACUAAAUAGAUCAUUCAUGGAGAAGCUUGUUAGGUCUUGUGACAAAGAAUACAUGAGGAUGGCCAUGUUAAAGCAUGAAGAAACUUUCAAACAACAGGUAUAUGAACUUCAUCGAUUGUAUCGAAUACAAAAGAUACUAAUGCAAAAUAUGGAGGCUAGUCGAGGCAUUGAAGUAAAAGAACAAGAAUGGUACUUCAAAAACGCGAUUAGUUUAACUCAAAAUGCUAAUCAUCAUAAAGUUGCACAAGAAAAGACUCAAAUCAAAUUUGAUCUUGAAAGGCCUGCAGAGGAUCACAGUGCAGAAUCAGACGACGAUGAAGGGAUGGAAAUCAUUGACGAGAAUGAGAUCGAGCUAACAUUAGGCCCGUCUAGUUAUAACCGUAGUAAGAAAACUAAUACACCACUAACUUCAGAUUCAGGACAUAGCUUAUCUUCAUCUUCGACUGGAUCAAGUGAUAUAAACAAGACAAGAAGAUACAGAACACAUCAAAAAAGAGAAGAAUCAAAUGGUGGCAUGAUUAGAAAUAGUUUUGGUCUUGAAGAACAAUUAAGACAAGAGAGAUUAAAACAAUCACCUUGGUUUUUUCAAGUGAUGAAUCUCAACAUGACUUAAGAAAAAGAAAGAAUGUUAAUGUCAAUGUGAUAUAGUAUUUAAAUUUGUGUUAAGCUAACUUUUUGUGAAUGAUGUUUGUGUUGUGUGAAGUUUGGAAUGUUAUGUCAAUUGUUAUCAAGUAUGGUGGGGUUUGAUA
This is a messenger RNA of Trifolium pratense (red clover), 1609 nucleotides long. RefSeq lists its product as uncharacterized. The transcript has 2 exons. The record is from RefSeq and is a predicted model, not a curated record. NCBI's taxonomy places the organism in Eukaryota, Viridiplantae, Streptophyta, Magnoliopsida, Fabales, Fabaceae. Bases 877 to 1473 code for a protein of 198 amino acids.